Molecule: messenger RNA, 1984 nt
Organism: Rhododendron vialii
Lineage: Eukaryota; Viridiplantae; Streptophyta; Magnoliopsida; Ericales; Ericaceae
Product: ATP-dependent DNA helicase Q-like 2
Exons: 10
Coding region: 684-1631 (315 amino acids)
Biological process (GO): DNA replication; double-strand break repair via homologous recombination
Cellular component (GO): cytoplasm; chromosome; mediator complex
Molecular function (GO): 3'-5' DNA helicase activity; nucleic acid binding; four-way junction helicase activity
Source: RefSeq, a predicted model, not a curated record
AUACAUGCUGUGGGAUGUGAUAUUAUCCUUAUAAUAUUACCUAAAUACAGGAUCAAUUAAUUAACUACUCAUGACAAAUACAAGGAUAAAGGCCCCUGAACAUGGCACUACUGCCAGGAGUCUUCUGGACUUUCGGUCAAACACAAGAUAACAUUGGCACAUUUGCCAAGGCCCAGAAAAUGAACUACCAAAGUAUUUGGAGGCCAUCUGCAACCAUGAUGCCGUAUGGAGAGCUAGACAGUUGAAACAAUGAGUAUCCGACCAAUGGGAAGAUGGUUGGCAGAGCAGUUAGCCAAGCGAGCCUGAAUCCUCUAAGCUUAGCUAAUCAGGUGUAAAGAGCUUUUGGCAAUUCCCAUUGAUAUGAAUGCUGCAUAUAAGUAAUGGCACCAAAGUAAGCCCGCUGCAAUGCCUUCCACCAGUUUGGUGAUGGGUUGGAAACUAAGUGAUCCGCUACAAAGUUGUGCCCUUACUAUUUAGGAUUUUUGAACUCUCUUAUUGGCUCUCAUGUCAUCCAGUUUCUUGUGUUGUGCAAUUCAUGAGCUAGUCUUUUCAUGAGUUCCAACUGUGCUCAUGAUUUUGGUAUCAGUGCCAGCUUUAUUUUGGAUUGACAGAUUUGUGUACGUUUUUUUUACUAGUUAUUGUCUGCAGUCAGGUUUGUCAUCCAUCACAGCCUCAGCAAGUCAAUGGAGACGUACUACCAGGAAAGUGGCCGUGCUGGGCGAGAUGGACUUCCUUCUGAAUGCUUACUUUUUUUUAGGCCGGGUGAUGUUCCGAGGCAGAGCUCGAUGGUGUUCUAUGAGAAUUCCGGAUUGCAAAACCUGUAUGACAUAGUACGAUAUUGUCAGACUAGAAGAGAAUGCCGAAGAAGUGCUUUCUUCAGACACUUUGCUGAGCCAUUACAAGACUGCAAUGGGAUGUGUGACAACUGUUCAUUUUCAGCUGAAGUAAAGGAAAUGGAUGUCUCUGGACAUGCAAAAUCUUUGUUAUCUGUGGUGCACGAUGUGCAAGAGAAUGACCAGCGAUUAACGAUGUUGCAAUUGGUGGACAAAAUGAAGGUUAAGAACAAGGGUGUAGGUCCUGAGAUGAAGAAAGAUGAAUUAGAGCAACUUGUGAUUCAGCUUAUAUUAGAUCGAGUUUUGAAAGAAGAAUUUCAGCACACAGCUUAUUCGACCAAUGCUUAUGUAACAAUUGGACCUCUUGCAAAGCAAGUGUUGCAAGGGAAGAAGAUUGUGAUGCUUGAGGUCUCUAGCAAACAAAAGGGUGGAGUAAUGAAGGGUUCCAAACGCAGCCUCGCAUCUUCAGGAUUGGUGUAUAAGCUGGACGAGCUGCGAAAAGAGCUUUCUUCUGCUCAUGGAGGAAUAUUUCCUCAUUCUGUAUUGUCUACUCAACAGAUCACCUUACUAAGCACCGAGAGGCCAAAGACAAUGGAACAGGUGGAGAAGAUAAUCGGGAAGUUGAAGGCACAGAAAUAUGGGAGUAAAAUCCUCGAAGAAAUUCAGAAUUAUGAACUGCAGCACCCGCUUCCUAAUGAUUUGGUCGAUGAAGGACAAGAUGGUGGAAACAGAUCCAAAAAGAGGUCGAAAACUAAAAAUGUUCCUGUUGUCAUUGAGAGUAGUGAACACGAAGCAUGAAAUUUUUAGAGAGAUGCCUCUGGAGGUCCUACCAUUGUUUACCAUUUUUUAGAGAAUAGGAAUAUUUGUAUGCAUUCACGUCUAUAUACACAGAGUUGAAAUUUUUUGUGGAAACAAGUCUGCGAUCGGUGCCUCUUAAAGUGGCUCGGGUACUACUUUUCUAAUUCUCUGUUACAGAGGCUAGGCUUCUCAUCUCUGUCCACCAAGUGUUUUGGACCGGGUUGUUUAGGCUUGUGGAUUGGCCUUUUGUUUCAUUUUGAUGAUUUGAUCCGUUCGCCUCCUAUGAUAGGUAUGUGCAUCAUCCUUGGAGAAAACUAGAUUGAUUCGAGUAUUGUGGUCUCGUGAUUUCAUCA